Molecule: messenger RNA, 1554 nt
Organism: Phytophthora sojae
Lineage: Eukaryota; Oomycota; Peronosporomycetes; Peronosporales; Peronosporaceae
Exons: 1
Coding region: 1-1554 (517 amino acids)
Source: RefSeq, a predicted model, not a curated record
AUGGCUCGGGAUCGCGACUUCCCGCUGCCCCGGGAGCUGCUCCCGGACCUGGACGUGAGCCAGCGCGACUACGUGGCCUGCAAGGACUUCAGCGCGCGCUUGCUGGGGCACACGGUGCGCGCGUUCGAGCACUUCGCGUACGACCGACUGGGCGAGGUCGACACCAAGUUCUGGAAGCCGCAGGCUACGCGGGACGAGCUAAGCAUCUACCGAGAACGGCAGCCGGGCCGAGUGAGCGAGUCGCUGGGGGACUCGCUCCACCGCUGCGCGGCAAAGUCUCCGCUGUUCUCGGUGACGCCGGCAGCGAUCACGCCCGCCACGAUGAUGCUCACUGGAGUGCGCCACGGCUUCGUGGAGAACGCAGUGAGCACGCUGGUGACCAAGUCCCAGGAGGAGCUGGCAUUGGUCAUCAGGUACCUGCACGGGGCCUCGUCGGACUGCGGCAUCCUGCACACCAUGGAGUCACCUACAGACGCCGACCCCUUUCACUUCCUCGGCUUCAAGUACUACGUGAGUCAAGCGGUGGGGGACCCGCGGCUGUUAAAGCGGCGGCACUGCGUCUACCUCGAGGACAGCGGCUUCACGCGCACCCGCACAGGCGAGAAGCUCGGGUACCACAUCAUGCACUCGGUGCACUUGCCGCAGUUCCCCGACCUGCGCAGCCGCAACUCCAUCCCAGCGUUGAUGUCGACGCGGUUCCUGUACCGACAGAGGGAAGAGGGCAUCGUGGAGGUGUUUAUGCUGGGCAACAUCGACAUCAAGGGCCUCGUGGUCAAGCCCAUCUCGCUGCGCUACGCCGUGGAGACCAUGUUCAACAUGACGAGGCUGCUGGACUGCUCGGAGACCAAGCGGCUGACCCUAAUGGCCCGCGAGCACCUGUGCCGCAAGAAGCAGGAGCGCCGCUGGGGUGACAGCCCCGUGGAUUCCGACGGCUCGCCAGUGAACGACCCCAACGCCUGCAGUAUGUGCGAGCGCGUUGGGAACGCCAACGUUGUCGAGUGCUUGGUCUGUGGCCGAGCUGCUUGCUCGAGGUGCCGCGCUUCAAAGCAGGUCUUCGUGAGCAGCAGCGACGGACUGUUGGGCCGCCUGAUCAUGGUGCCCGUGUGCACUGGCUGCAUCCUGGACGCCAACACGAGCUUCUUCGAUAUGCUGCGCUCUCAACGACGCGGACGCUCCAGAAGCUCUGGCUUUAGACGAAACACACUCGACUACCGACCGUCCUCCAGAUCCAAGCGCCGAGGCGGCAGCUGCCGAACAAUGGACGUGGCAAUGCGCAGUCCGUCUGUCGAUCGCAGACAGCGGUACACUUCGUAUUGCAAGGAGGACAAAAGCCCGCUGACCCCCGAGACGCUGCUGUCGAGUCCCGAGCCGUGCACCUAUUCAUCGAGACAGCUGUGGGCCGACACUCCUCGUCGAGCUGGGCCGAUCCGAUUGACUCCGAGAGAGGCCUCGAUCACCAUCGAAGAGCGAAGAGCGAAACCCAUUCGUCGGUCACGCUCGAAGCCGCCUCCAGUUCCGAAAAACUACUUCAAAGUACUAACGUCAGCAGUAUAG